GGGUCGGGAAUGCAGGCGUGACAUCGAGGUACUUCUUAAUCGUAUUCAUCGUCUCUGAUGUUGUUGACUGGGAAACUUCUCAGUCUGAGUCAUUACGGAAGUAUCUGUCACAAAGAAGAACCACAGAAAAUGUUCAGCAACACCGACCAAUCCCAAGAUGCUCGACACCCCUCUGGCUAUGACCUGAGCCCCAGAUCAGGAGACUACAGGCCUGACGACCGUGAAGACCACCGUGGAGGGGAUCGCCGUGAAGACAGCCAUGGAGAUGAUGACAAAGACCGCCAUGGAGGGGAUCGCCGUGAAGACAGCCAUGGAGAUGAAGGUAGAGACCGCCAUGGAGGAGGUCGCCGUGAAGACAGCCAUGGAGAUGAAGGUAGAGACCGCCAUGGAGGAGGUCGCCGUGAAGACAGCCAUGGAGAUGAAGGUAGAGACCGCCAUGGAGGAGGUCGCCGUGAAGACAGCCAUGGAGAUGAUGACAAAGAUCGCCAUGGAGGAGGUCGCCGUGAAGACAGCCAUGGAGAUGAUGGUAAAGACCGCCAUGGAGGAGGUCGCCGUGAAGACAGCCAUGGAGAUGAUGGUAAAGACCGCCAUGGAGGAGGUCGCCGUGAAGACAGCCAUGGAGAUGAAGGUAGAGACCGCCAUGGAGGGAGUAGCCGUGAAGACUGCCAUGGAGAUGUUGACAAAGACCGCCAUGGAGGGCGUCGCCACAGAGAUGAUCAUGAGGGCCGUAAUCAAAGCCCUCGUCGUCGUGACCAGAGCGGUGGCAGCGGCAGCGGCAGCGGCAGCGGCAGCGGCAGCAGCAGUGACGGACAAGGUGGCCGUCGUAGAAAACGUCACGGUCACGGGAAAGGUCACGGGAAAGGUCACGGUAAAGGUCACGGUCGUGGUCACGGUCGUGGUCACGGCCACGGCCACGGUGGGCACUGAUGAACACAGGUGAGAUCCAACGUUCUUCUCUCCAUCGGCUUCUUACUCCGACAUGAACACAAACGUUUCUGCCAAACAUGUUUCAGACGUGUCAAAGAGGAGCUUUGUGUUUCAUGAAACCUGUUUGUUUUAUUUUGAAGGCAGCAGACGUCGUGGUCACCGCUGUAUUUCUCUUGUGAAAUAAAACCUUCUGACAAACAGUCUGUUGUGUGUCUGUGUUGUAUGUCUGUCUAUUGUGUUGUGUGUGUGUGUCCAGCAGUUGUGUGGAGGUCUGAGUGGUGACAGAGAAAGACUGGAAUGGGUUUAAAUCAGGUAGCUUUAAGGUUGAGUUUCUGUCCCUCGUACUUUUUAUGCAUUUCGGAGGAUUCUGUACGUUUGAGGUUUAUAAAAUAAUGUUUAUACGAGCUGGGUAAUGACAACAUGAGUACAACCAGUCCUGUUGGCUCCUCCUCUCACGAGCCUGCAGACCAGCCAGCACCUCUGGGUGACAGGUGAGAGGUGACAGGUGAGUGAUGACAGGUGGGAGGUGACAGGUGAGAGGUGACUGGUGAGAGG
Molecule: messenger RNA, 1482 nt
Organism: Cyclopterus lumpus (lumpfish)
Lineage: Eukaryota; Metazoa; Chordata; Actinopteri; Perciformes; Cyclopteridae
Exons: 3
Coding region: 260-940 (226 amino acids)
Source: RefSeq, a predicted model, not a curated record